Molecule: messenger RNA, 1294 nt
Organism: Panicum hallii
Lineage: Eukaryota; Viridiplantae; Streptophyta; Magnoliopsida; Poales; Poaceae
Product: binding partner of ACD11 1-like
Exons: 5
Coding region: 13-1098 (361 amino acids)
Molecular function (GO): RNA binding
Source: RefSeq, a predicted model, not a curated record
CACGCCGUCUCGAUGGCACGGCCGCGCCGCGUGCUCCGCUCCUUCUACAUAGACCCUGCCCACUGGACACGGCCGUUCCAUUUCCCGUUUCCCGAUUCAAGUCAGCGGUUUAGGGUUCGAGAUCUCCGGCAUCGCGUCGCAGCAGCCAUGGCGGCAAGCAUGUUUAGUACCGUCAAGGUGAGCAAUGUGUCCCUGAAAGCAGCACAGCGUGAUAUAAAGGAAUUCUUUUCCUUUUCUGGUGACAUUGUUCAUGUUGAAAUGCAGAGUGGUGAUGAGCUGUCUCAAGUUGCCUACAUUACUUUUAAAGACAAUCAAGGAGCUGAGACGGCAAUGCUUCUCACGGGGGCUACGAUAGUUGAUAUGGCUGUCAUUGUCACGCCCGCUACUGAUUAUGAGCUACCUGCAGAAGUUGUAGCUGCUCUAGAGCCCAAGGACACAAAACCUUCUGCCCUUCAAAAGGCCGAGGACAUUGUUGGGACCAUGCUGGCGAAGGGAUUUAUCCUUGGUAGGGAUGCACUGGACAGAGCAAAGGCUCUGGAUGAGAAGCAUCAACUCACAUCAACUGCGACUGCUAGAGUAUCUUCGUUUGACAAGAGAAUCGGUCUAAGUGAGAAGUUCAGUGUUGGCACUUCAGCUGUCAAUGAUAAAGUUAAGGAAAUGGAUCAGAAGUACCAAGUCUCUGAGAAGACAAAAUCAGCACUGGCAGCUGCUGAACAGAGUGUCUCGACUGCUGGAUCCGCCAUUAUGAAGAACAGAUAUGUCCUCACUGGUGCAGCAUGGGUAACCGGCGCCUUCAGCAAGGUCACAAGUGCAGCCAACGAUGUUGGUGCAAAGGCUAAGGAGAAAAUAGCGGCUGAGCAGGAGCCCAAGAAUGUUGAGGGUGAGUCUGCAGCACAAUCCAACAUCUCAGAAGGCCCGGUAACACACAGGGACUUGGAUGGUGAAUUCGCAAAGAUACAUGUCUCUGAAACCCCUGAAGAUAUCCCCGUCUCCACAGCAGCGACUGUCCCUGCUAUUACUGAUGAGGAGCCCAGCAAGGUGUCUCCCCCCACUGAUGCUCCUAAAAAGCCAGAAUCUGCUCAGGGAUUGAUUCUAUGAUAUGAUUUGCGCCCCAUACAUGUGUAAAUAGACAUGCUAUGGUUGUUGAACUCAUUUCUAGUGUUGUGGUUGCCAUCUUUUGGUUGAAACAAACCCCUUUGAAGGUUGAAAGCUAUUGGGACCUAAAAGAGUUUGCAAUUUGUUACCUGAUACUUUUAUCAAUAUAUCAUUAUUACCCUGUAGUGGGAACAUGAAA